GUAAACAGAUGAACCCCUUUAUUGAAGAUGUUCUGAACAGAAUACAAGAUCUGCUAGAACUUUCUCCACCUGAAAACGGUUACCAGGCUUUAUUAAGCAGUGAUGAUCAACUAUUCAUUUAUGAGACAGCUGGAGUGCUGAUAGUUAACAGUGAAUACUCUGCAGAAAGGAAACAGGUUCUAAUGAGGAAUCUGUUAACUCCACUAAUGGAGAAGUUUAAAGUGCUGCUAGGAAAACUGGUGAUGGCACAAGAUGAGGACAGACAGAUGGCACUGGCUGACUGCCUCAAUCAUGCUGUUGGCUUUGCUAG
Chelonoidis abingdonii (Abingdon island giant tortoise) is the source of this 310-nucleotide messenger RNA. Lineage: Eukaryota; Metazoa; Chordata; Testudines; Testudinidae. The record is from RefSeq and is a predicted model, not a curated record.